This is a messenger RNA of Linum trigynum, 4402 nucleotides long. Lineage: Eukaryota; Viridiplantae; Streptophyta; Magnoliopsida; Malpighiales; Linaceae. The record is from the annotation of a GenBank genome assembly.
AGCUAUGAAAUUCCCCUGCUCGCCUUCCCUCCUCAACUUCUGUUCCCUUCUUGUUUUCUCUUGCGAUGGUGGACUUCUUUUCCAGACCCACCAUUGAAGAGGACCCCAACAAUCCAGCUUCCCCUCCUCCCCAUACCAGCGAAAAGGAGUCCCUCGGCGACCCCAAGCUCGUUGAUUUGUCUUUGGCCGAUUCAUUCCUCGAUUUCGACUCCAUCAAGGAGCUGUUUGAGGAUAACUUGCUGCUGGAUGCCACUAGCUUAGACAAGGUGGAUAUUCGGGAUUUUGAGCAUAUGUUUGGGAUGGAUUGUGAAGUUCCUACUGUUGGUGAGCGAAUGGUGGAUGGGUCUCAUUCAGUUUCUGUUGAUACUCAGCUGAUUGAAGCAGGCUCGGAUUACAGGGGGCAGGUAAAGAAGGAACCUUUGGAGUUGCAGAGUGGGGAUAUUCUUCGCCGCUCUAUAGAGGCGGAAAUAGGAAGAGUAAGUUUGGUUGGCAAUGGCGAUGACGAUGGGGUUGUUGAUGUGAAGUGUGAAGCAGAGAUAAGGGAGGCACCUGCGGAGAAGGAAUUUCUUAGCUCUGUAGCGGUGAAGAUCGAGGCAACCGGUGAUGGCGUAGAGGCUCCUAAUGUUGGCAGCUUGAUCAGCUGCCCGAGCUCUGCCGUUGAUACUGGGGGUGGUGUGGUCAGUUUUACGAAUGGCGUUGAAGGUGAUUCGGAUUCUGACGGCGAAAGUAGCUCGUCAGAUUCUAGCUCAUCAUCAUCAUCCGACUCUAGCAGCAGUGAUGACGAGGAAGUGGAGGAGAAAAAGGAUAGUUCGAUUCUGAGAAGGGACCUUAAGUUGGAGGUGGUAAAGCAAGUGACUGAAGUUGAGAUUGCAGAGGGUGAGAUGGAAGAGGGUGAAAUAAGAGAUGGUUAUGGAGAUAAUGUGGUAGGUGGAGGUGAAGAUAAAGAUGAUGACGAUGACUAUGACGAGACCGAGACCGAGACUGAGGUUGAAAAAAUGGUGGAAUGGAGUGAUGUUGAUGAUGAAGAUGAUGCCGAUGUUGGUGUUGAGAAGGGCCCUAUUAGAUCAAAGAACGAACUGCAGGUCCUACCACAUGUUCCUCCUGUCAAUGCUGUGCUGCUACCCCAUCAUCAGCCACAACCUGUUGGACUUAUCUCAUCUGUUCUUGGUACACAAGUCAUUGUAGAAGGGGCUGAGAAGCACAACCCUCUGAAUGAGGGUUCUAUCCUUUGGUUAACUGAGAAACGAUCUCCACUCGGGCUGAUAGAUGAAAUAUUUGGACCUGUGAAGAACCCAUUUUAUAUAGUGAGAUUCAAUUCUGACAGUGAGGUUCCCGAGGGCAUUUGCGAAGGUUCUCUAGUCUCCUUUGUUCCUGAGUUUGCUGACUUUGUCCUGAGUGACCAAAGCCUGUACAAGAAAGGAUAUGAUGCAUCUGGUGAGAAUGAUGAGGAACUGUCCGAUCCGGCCGAGUUUUCAGAUGAUGAGAAAGAGGCAGAGUACAGGAGGAUGCAAAAAAUGGCGAAGAGGGGUAUGAAUAAUGGCCAGGAAGUUGUCAACAAUAAGAAAAGGAAUAAAAAGAAGGUUGAAGAUAGGCAAGAAAGGGAUUGGAAGAACAACAGCAGCAACAGUAACAGUAACAACAAACCUCCAUGGCGGCAACCUCGAAUGGGCACUAAUCAGAAUCCACACAAUGGAAAUCAGUAUAAUCUGCCUCCACCUCCAGCUCCACCGAGUAAUAAUGGAAAUGCUUUUGUUCCACCCUUCCCGCCAAUGUUGCAGCAGCAGAACCCUGGGAAUUUUCCUGGGAAUUGGCCGAAUGGGGUAUUUCCUCAACAUCAACAGAAUCCAGCAGCGCCAAAUUUUGGUGGUUUCCAUCCUCUUCCUGGUAACAUUCAGAAUGCACUGCAGAUGGUGAUGCAGCACAUUAUGCCAUUUCCGCAGCAGUUCAACCCUGGCCAGGGGUCACUUCCUGCUAAUGUAAUGCCAUCAGGGCAGCCACCCAAUUUCUUCCCUGGCCCUGGUUUCAUGCAUUGGCCAGCAGCAGCACCUGGAGCAGGAGUUAUGAACCAAGGUUGCUUUAACCAAUCUCCAUUUGGGAUAGGCUUUUCGCCUCAACCAACCAACCCAACCAUGAACAUGGGAGACCAAGGAAUGAGGGAUGUUAAUGGCAGCGCGCAGUCAUCGUUAAACAAUUAUGGUAACAGCAGUCAGUCUCCUCUUCCCCAGAGACCUGGAAAUAGUCUCAGCAGCCAGCCACCUCAGAAUUUCAACGCUGGUGGAGUGGGCUUUCUGCCUCAACCAACCAACCCAACCAUGAACAUGGGAGACCAAGCAACGAUGGCUGUUAAUAGCAGUGCGCAAUCAUCAACCAACAUCCCUGGCAGCACCGGUCAGUCUCCUCAGCAAUCGGGAAAUAGUUUCGGGAGCCAGUCGCGUCAGAAUUUCAAUGUGGGUUCUGGUCGCGGAAGGAAACCCUUUCAUCGCAGAGGUGGUCAGUUUGGAGGUAGGGGAGGUAGAUAGUCUCACCUGACUGACUAUGUUCCUUGUUGUAAGAUCAUGGCUAUUGUUUGUUGUUUUACUUUUAUUGAGAACCUAGUGCUUUUUAUUUUUGAAGUUAUCAAUGACUCGAGUUUUGGGUGUAAACAAAACAAACUCGGGCUUGAAGUGUUCCAUUUUGUAUAUGGUUUCCUCUCUCUUCAACUCCUGUUUAUUGAUGAGAAGCGCAUUCAUUCAAUCAUGUUGCUACACUGUCUGUCAGUUGGAGCAGCUGUGUGGCCGAGUUUUGUGUUUUGUUUUACAGGGACGAACAGCCUCAGGUAGAAUCUGCAAAGUGUAGCUUAGCUUUCAAAAUUCGGGUAGAAUGCUUAGCUUUCAAAAUUAAGAAAACUGACCUUUCGAAAAAUUCGUCAGGAAUCUGUGAUGAUAUCCGUUUGGAUUCUACCAAAAAUUACCUCGGAAAAAAUAUGUCCAAAUUGGGCUUAAUAAACAUACUCCUCUUUUGUAUCCAUCUACUGUAGCAAGUUAACAAACAUAUCCCUCUACUAUUAUUUCGCACAAACGUAACUCUCUAUUAUAAAAAUAUAAUUAACGCAUCAUUCCAUUCGAAAUUCCGUUAGUUGGCCGUUAAAUUAAUAUACAAUGGCCAAAUUAUUCCUUACUUAUUAAAUAAUUAUUUACGUUUUUGCAACGGAAAUUAAACAUAAAACAACUUGCCAUACAACUAAUUUUUGCAUCUGCCAUUGACAUCGAGAGUUUGCACUGACAUCCAUGUUUUAUUAUCGUUGCAAAAACGUAAAUAAUUAUUUAUUAAGGGAUAAUUUGGACAUUUUAUACAUAUUUAACGGCAACUAGCAAAAUUUUGUAUGGAAGGCUGCGGUAGUUACAUUUUGAUAAUAGAGAUUUACUUUUGUUCGAAAUAAUAGUAGAGUAGAGGGGUAUGUUUGUUAACUUGCCAUAGUAGAUGGAUAUAAAAUGCUAUUAACUCUUAAGUUUAUUAAACAUCAAUUUGAGCGUAUUUUUCUCGAGGUCAUUUUUUGGUAGAUUCCUAAGGGAUACCAUCACAGAUUUAUGACAAUUUUUUCAAAAUGUCAGAUUCCUUAAUUUUUAAAGAUAUACAUUACAGAUUCGACCUGUGACUAUUCGUCCCUGUAAAACAAAACACAAAACUCGGCCAUAGAGCUGCUGCAACUCACAACAUGAUUGAAUCCUAUCGAUCCUAUUCUCCACCGACGACCAAGUCUCUUAAGCACCAAAUUGAGCCAAUUUAUUUUGGAAUGACAUUUUCGUAUUUUUUGGGCGAUUAUUUUUUCGAAAGACAAUUUUCUUUGGAUUUGAAGGCUACAAUUUUGCCCUGAGGCUAUUCUUCAACAAUGAUUAAAUCCAUUAAGCACCGAUUUAGGCGAAUUUCUUCCUGGUCCAUUUUUUGCAGAUUCGAAAGGGGUACCAUCACCGAUUUCGGCGAUUUUUCCGAAAUGCCAUUUUCUUUUUAUUUUGGAGGCUACAGAUCACGGAUUGAGCACGACGCUAUUCUACAUCGAUAAUGAAGUCUAUUGAUCCUAUUCUCCACCGUUGAUUAUGUCCAUUAGGCACCGAAUUGGGACAAUUUUUUUUGGAUGACAUUUUCUGAAUUUUUUUGGAAUUUUUUUCCGAAAGGUCGUUUUCCUUGAUUUUUGAAGGCCACUGAUCAUGGAUUCGGUCUGAGGCUAUUCUUCAACGAUGAUUAAGUCCAUUAAGCACCGAUUUUGGCGGAUUUCUUCUGGGUCUAUUUUCGGUAGAUUCUAAAGGGUAUCAUCACCGAUUUUGGGCGAUUUUUCCGAAAUGUCAUUUUCUUUCGAUUUUGGAGGCUACAGAUCACGGAUCAGCCUGAGGCUAUUCUCCACCGAUAAUGAAGUCUAUUGAUUUUA